Messenger RNA from Symbiodinium sp. CCMP2592, 843 nucleotides. The record is from the annotation of a GenBank genome assembly. NCBI's taxonomy places the organism in Eukaryota, Dinophyceae, Suessiales, Symbiodiniaceae.
AUGCUUGCGGGCCUCCUCGCCUUAGCACAUGCGGGGUAUGACCACAGCUUGGCAGAGACCUACCAGUGGGCGCAGCAGCUCACACACAUGCCUAGCGAGCACAUGGCAAAAAUGAAUUGCGGGCUGGCGUGCCAGAUGCUUCCGGAGGUUGCUGACGUCCAUGAGAUCCAAAAGUCUGUGCCAUACGGGACGCGAGGCCUUGUGUCAAGCUUCGGUGAUGACUGCCUCCUUGUGUUCCAAGGCUCAAGGAAUGUGCCAAAUUUCCUUCUGGAUGUUGCGGCAUUGCAAGACUCGCCCUUCAGCUCGUGCCAAGACUGUCGCGUCCACAAGGGCUUCUACGAAGCUUGGCGAAGCCUGCAGGGUGCGGCACGUCAUGCGCUCGACAAGCUACACUGCCAUGAGAGGCCUCUCCGUAUCACGGGGCACUCGCUUGGAGGUGCCAUGGCCAUGCUGGCGGCCUUUGAGCUGGCGGACAAGUACCACAUCAAGGAGGUCUACACCUUUGGUCAGCCGCGUGUUGGCAAUGACGCCUGGGUGAAGGCCUUUGAAGCUCGCAUGGCUGGCACAUCUUACUUCAGAGUUGUCUCCUACAUGGAUCCGGUGCCCCACUUGCCACCUUCUCUGCUCAUGGGAUAUCGUCAUGCAGGGCCGGAGGUGUGGUACAGCAGCACAGCAGGAGGAAGCCCGACUUUCUGCAACCAAGACGGAGAGGGCUGCAGCGGGCAGUUCUCGUUGGCAAGCAGCCUCUUCCACUCGUGCGAUCACUGUUCCUAUGUGGGACUGAAUCCUUGCUACGUGAAUGAUCCACAUCCUAUGUGUGUCGAAGGCGCAGGUCACAGAUAA